Molecule: messenger RNA, 2934 nt
Organism: Blastomyces dermatitidis ER-3
Lineage: Eukaryota; Fungi; Ascomycota; Eurotiomycetes; Onygenales; Ajellomycetaceae
Product: C6 transcription factor
Exons: 3
Coding region: 1-2934 (977 amino acids)
Biological process (GO): regulation of DNA-templated transcription; DNA-templated transcription
Cellular component (GO): nucleus
Molecular function (GO): zinc ion binding; DNA binding; DNA-binding transcription factor activity, RNA polymerase II-specific
Source: RefSeq, a predicted model, not a curated record
AUGCGUUCUAGCAUCGCUUGCUCUCGGUGCAGGCGAAGCAAGAUCAAAUGUGUCAAUGCGGGUAUCGAUACUACUUGUCGGGCAUGUGAAUCCUCGGGGAGGGAAUGCGCCUAUCCGACUCCCGCUCCGGCAGGCGGUGGAGGUGGCACGAAGCGCGACAUCGUUGCCACCGGGGAUGGAGAUGACCGGAAUGGCGAGUGGGAUAGCCCCAAGCGUCAGCGUUCAAGGAAGUCCACGAAUGCUGCACCCGCAGGAGCAAAGGAUGUCAUCAAACCAACCGCCGCUCACGUACUAGAUUCGUCCAUCUUGACCGUCAAAGUCUGGGAGAGCCUAUUCGAACUCUUUCAGUUGCAUUUCUCCACCAUCCUCCCGUUUUUACACCCGUCCACCUUUCUCGCUCAGAUCCGCCAGCUUUCCGCGAACUCAGCGCAACAGGAUGGCCAACCAUCCGGUGACCACUCGCAGAGCCCAGUUCCAGCUUCGGAGGCUUCUCCAUUGAUUCUACUAGGCGUUCUAACCCUGACUGCUCGAUUCCACCCACAGUUAACUCACUAUCACUCUCCCCCAUCACCCGUUGCGCCAUGUAACCCUCUCGUAGCCUCUGAUUUUUUUGCGAACGCACUACGAUCGAGACUCGCGGGUAUUGAUGGAGUGGACCUUACGUCAACCGACAUCAGUCGGGUUCAGGCCCUCCUCAUGCUAAGCUUACACGAAUGGGGAAUGUGCAGGGGUAAAAACGCCUGGGUUUAUCUUGGGAUGUCAAUCAGACUGGCUCAGGUGAUGGGCUUGGCUUUCGAGCCGGAGAGUGAUCAGCAGUCAUCACAUAAAACAUCCUCUUCGGGCUUGUUUAACGCAGAGGUAGAACAACGCGACCAGAGGGACCGUAAUUCGGACGACGUGAUCGAACAGGAGACUAGACGGCGGACUCUCUGGAGCUGUCUCAUGCUAGAUCGAUACCUCAGCAAUGGCAAAUAUCGUCCUCGCAUGAUCAAGGUUCAGGACAUAGAGAUCCAGCUUCCUAGCGACAAUGCAUUCGCUUCGAUUCCCAGCUUACGCCAUAGUACGGGUUAUGGGGAGGACUCGAAAUUACGCACCAGUGGGCCGUCAGAUCUGAAACAAUGGUCGUCAACUAGUCAACGAAACGAAGUAACGGAAAAUGGUAUUGAUCGAUGGGAAGUGGGUGCGGAGGAGUGCGUAUUGAGUAGACUGAUACGGAUGGUCAGAAUCUGGGGCAGCAUCGCAAAAUGGUCGAGCUCUGGCAAUAGAAGGAUUGAUCAAUACCCUCCAUGGCAUCCCGAUUCUCGCUUCAGCUCUCUUCGACAACUUCUAGUCGAGUUCCAGGAUGGUCUCUCCCGCAAUUUACAGUACACCCAGCGCAACACCGACACUCAUAUUAUGUACAAAAACAAUUUGGCACCCUACUCACUUAUCCACAUUCUCUACUUCCUAUCCGUGAUCGUACUGCACAGAGCGUACCUGCCAUUCUUGCCGUUGAGGUGCGCUGAUCCGCAGGGACCUCUCGACGAGCCGUGUUUCCCAUCCGAUAAAUAUCUUGUGCCUGAGGGGUUCUGGCGGGAAAGUGCUCGAGAUUUGUUCAAAGCAGCGCGCCAACUGAUGGAACUUGUCAAAAUGUGUGAAGAACGUGGGGUAUUAAUGGAGACUCCUAUGGUCGGUUUUGCUAUAUAUAACGCUGCGCUCCUUGGUAUUUACGCUGCUCAUUUUAACCAGAUGGACCAAGAAGGUUACAUUUGCUCGAAACCGGGCUCGACAGAUGUUGUUCCGGGUCUAGGUUGUCAGGGACAAAUUGACGUACGGAGAGCCAUUGAAAUUCUAGGGGAGAUGAGACCACGGCUGAAAAUGGCUACUGGGUGGUUCCGGACCAUUCACCGCGUUCAUGGCUAUUUUUCCAGAGCCAGGCGGGAUUUUAAACGAAGUUCCCGACACCUAGACAUGCUAGGUGCUGGGCCUGGCCCCGAAAACGACCUCCGAACCAGUAACGGACGCCCUUAUGGCGUACGAGAAAUGGGACAUGCAGGCUCAUUUGACGAGCUGAAGCUCUUGGACAAGGUCCUCCUAGACCUUGGUAACGCAGAAGAUCAGGUGGCGGAUAUUAACGGGCCGGAUGAAGAUGGCACAACAGCUUCGGCGAAUUUGGUGGAACGAGGUGGUGCAGCCAGUGAAGUUGGCAGCACUGCCGUGAAAAGCGAAUCCGCGGAUGGUCUGGACUCUCAUGCCGAUGGGGUUGCUGGUGCCCGCAGAGAAUCGUGGGUACCUGUCAACAGCCUUAACAGCCCAGUUCACGGACCACCACAACCACCACCAUCCUCCGGAUCAGAACACGACCGUCCCAGACCGCUCGAGAAUGACCGCUGGACCAGCCUGCCUCCUCCCCAACCACAAUCCUACCCCCUCCCCUCAUUACAGCCGCCGCAUAGCAUACCAUCGUCAACCGCAUCACAUAACCCACCGCCAUCCCUAACAUCCCCCGGCUCCUACGCCUCCUCCACCCCAAGCACAACUGCACCACCUACCAACCCCCAACAGCUCCCCGCACCCUCUAACCGCCUCCAACCCCUCCAGCCAUGGAUUACAUCCCGCCAACCGGCGCCCGCCCCUUACUCGCAAUCUCUACCAUCCAUCAACGCCGCCGCGCACCACGGUUUCCCUAUGCCACCACUCCCAGGCGCACUACCGUUCCACCUCAACCCGCCGAGACUCGAUGCUCCAUCGCGCCCGUAUUCCGCCGGCAGCGGGAAAAAUAUCGGUAGCGGCACCGGUAGCAGCAGUCCUGGCUGGAUGAGCUGUCUUGGGGGUGACGAUGUUCUCAUGUUUAUCGAGGGGACUAGUCAAGACCAAUGGCCUUCCUCGGUAGCCGGUUCACGAGGGCUUGCGAAUGGUUGGUUGAGUACCGUCUGGUGUGAACAGGGCCAGUGA